AUGGACGAGGAGAAGACGAGUUGGAAGCCCAAAGACGGUGGUGGUGCGCCGGCCAGGCGGGUGGAGUUCCAGCUCGCGAAUCAGGGACGCUGGCCCGUGAAUAUCUCGGCAGAGAAAACUGACAACUGUGAUGUCAACGAUGCACAUUUCAUAUGGGACAAUGAGUACAUGCUGGGCAAGAUGGUCAGUAUUGCUGUACGCGAGCGCCGCGUAUUACCCACCAGGACCUACCAGCAUGUGCAAUUUUCCUGCUUUGUCCAGCGGAAGCCCUUCUUUUACCUUGUGAACGUCUCCCUGCCCAACAUGCUCUUUGCCUUGAUGGCGGGCGUACAGUUCUUCGUGAGCUUGGACAAGGUAGCCGAGCGUGCGGGAAUUUCCUUGACCUUGCUACUGGUUUGCGCCUCCUACUACCAGUUCUCCGCAUCACUCAGGCCUCGCAUUGGGUAUUUCACCAUCUUGGACGAGCAUUCCCUGUGCUGCAUCUGGCUGGUCAUUGUCAUGGUCUUCUGGGUAGGCAUCAUUACCAGUGUAAGAAACAACCCUGAGACCGUGGAACUUGUCGCUGCAUGCUGCUUCUGUGGAAUCUGGUUCCUCAUGCACUGCUUCUUUUUGGUGCGAUUCUGGACGGCCUGGCGGCUAGCUAAAGCAUUCCUGGCCCAGCCCUUAAAGGAAGACGACAGGCAGGCCAAAGCCAUUCUGUGCAAGCAAAGCACCACAUCAGCGUUCUAUCCCGAGGCCUCUCGGGCCAGCCGGUCCCUCACGCGCGUGGUGAAGGUCGCGCCGACACCGAAGCCGAAGCCGCGCAUGGCAUUCUCAAGAUCGAAGUCAUUUACUUGA
Messenger RNA from Symbiodinium sp. CCMP2592, 837 nucleotides. The record is from the annotation of a GenBank genome assembly. Lineage: Eukaryota; Dinophyceae; Suessiales; Symbiodiniaceae.